Molecule: messenger RNA, 1883 nt
Organism: Triplophysa dalaica
Lineage: Eukaryota; Metazoa; Chordata; Actinopteri; Cypriniformes; Nemacheilidae
Gene: gabrp
Product: gamma-aminobutyric acid type A receptor subunit pi
Exons: 10
Coding region: 238-1575 (445 amino acids)
Biological process (GO): monoatomic ion transmembrane transport; signal transduction; regulation of membrane potential
Cellular component (GO): neuron projection; membrane; GABA-A receptor complex
Molecular function (GO): neurotransmitter receptor activity; GABA-A receptor activity; extracellular ligand-gated monoatomic ion channel activity
Source: RefSeq, a predicted model, not a curated record
UGAGGUUGAGGAAGCCAUGCUUGGAUGGUGACGAGAUGCUGUUUGCUAGACAAUAAGAGCUUCGGAUGAAAGAAAACAGAAAACCGGAGAGAAAAAGACAACAUUAAAACAUUAAUUGAGGAUUGAGAACAACCUUAACUUGGAUUCAUUUACUGGUACAGCUGGAGUCGAAUAGAGCGAGAGGAAGAGUGAAGGACACAUCUCAGAUCUUCACAGCUGCCGGUGACCUAUCACACGAUGCUGUUCAAUCUUCUGUUCUGGACAUGUUUCCUUCUGUUGUUUACAAAUGGUGAAAAAGACUUUCAUUAUGGAGAAUGGAAUGAUUCUCAACUUCAGCCCACCAUACAAAAGCUGAUGAAAGGCUAUAACCGCUACUUGAGGCCAAACUUUAAUGUGGGUCCUGUUGAAAUUGGAAUGAGUUUGGAUAUUGCCAGUAUUGAUGCCAUUUCUGAGAUCAACAUGGACUACACAGCCACCAUUUUUCUAAGGCAACGAUGGCAAGAUUCCCGGCUGGUAUUCCCUGGAAAUGAAAGUGUAAGUCUGGACGGAAGGCUGGUUUCCUUGCUGUGGGUCCCAGAUACGUUUAUCCCUGAUUCUAAGCGUUCAUUCCUCCACGAUGUCACCGUGGAAAACAGACUCAUCCGGAUCUUUAGCAACGGAACCGUGCUCUACGCUCUGCGUAUAACAGCAACCAUUGCCUGCAACAUGGACCUCACCAAGUAUCCAAUGGAUAGACAAGAAUGCACCUUGCAAUUAGAAAGCUGGGGCUAUAACAUACAAGAUGUGCAAUUUUAUUGGACCCGAGGGAAUGACUCAGUGAAGGGGUUAGGUACACUGCGUCUGGCCCAGUAUAGUGUCGAGAGCUACCAUACAACUGUAUCUCAGGCUGUGUAUGAAACAGGUUUAUACCCAAAGCUGGUGCUGCACUUUGCUUUGCGCAGAAAUGUUCUCUUUUUCAUUCUGGAGACCUAUGUGCCCUCAACGCUGCUUGUGGUUUUGUCGUGGGUGUCUUUCUGGAUCAGUCAAUCCUCGGUACCAGCUCGCACCUGCAUCGGGGUGACAACCGUUCUUACGAUGACCACAUUAAUGAUGGGUGCCAGGACCUCACUGCCCAAUGCCAACUGUUUCAUUAAAGCCAUUGAUGUCUAUCUCGGCAUCUGUUUCACCUUCAUCUUCGGAGCUCUGCUGGAAUAUGCCUGUGCUCAUUUUUGCACCAUGCAGCAUCAAACCAUCAUAGAUGUGCAAAGGGAACUUCUGAAAGAAUUUGAGGAGUCAAACGGCACAUCUUAUCUGGUCACCUCAACACCCAAAAAGAUAGAGCCACAGACGCACCCAAAAGUCACCACAGAGCAAGAAACAACGGACCAGACUGUGAUGUGUGAAGGAGAUGAGCCUGAAGCAGAGACGAAAGAGAAAGGGUGUGGCUUGUCCUCUGUGAAGCAAAUGUCCCGCAAGGCAGCAUCCGUGAUGACUGUUGAGAAUCCUCACAACAUUGACAGCCACGCACGCAUACUUUUCCCUAUGGCAUUUUUGAUCGUGAAUGUCUUCUACUGGCUAUACUACCUUCUAUUCUAAAGGAGGAACACAACCUUUUCAUCUCCACAAAUAUGAACAUUGCACAAUGACUGAAAAGUAAAACGACUGCUGAUAACAGAAUCGAUUUUAGUGCCACAUAAUGCUGAGUUGGACUUUCUCGCUGGUACAUUGAUGCAUUUUCUUAAGAGCAAGGAAGGUGAAAAUGACAUGAACACACAUAUGGACACUGCUACAAGACACAUGAAAAAUUGCCUUGACAUUGCUUGUUUAUUGAGGGGUCUAAUGCUUUGUAAGUUUUUUCUUUGUUAAGUUAUUUAGUGAACGAUUAAAAAAUGUAAUGCAUUAUA